Messenger RNA from Xyrichtys novacula (pearly razorfish), 7645 nucleotides. The record is from the annotation of a GenBank genome assembly. NCBI's taxonomy places the organism in Eukaryota, Metazoa, Chordata, Actinopteri, Labriformes, Labridae.
GGGUUUUCUGAAAAUCUUCAGCGUUUACUGUUGACACCGUCGACUUCAGACACAGUCGGCUACUCAUUUUAAUUCUAAAACAAGUCUCAUAAGAGUCAUUUUAGCUGCAUAUAGUGUACUGUUUUGGUAAUAAUGGGCGACUCUACCAAAAGUUUGUUGCAACGGAUCAUAAGACGGAUACCGAGUCGGGCGAUAGAGUCGACGCUGAGGAAAUGGGGCCGACUGACCGCAGAGCAGCUGCAGUCCAUCGACUUUACCCAGCCCAAAUGGACAGUAACGCAAGAACUGUUGGACAUGUGUGAGGUAUUAUAAUCCCUUUCUUUAAUAUAAAACUGUAAUUUAAAUUUGCAAAAACAGCCGACGUAGCCGUUACUACACGAUUUCAGUGCAAUUCAAGUUGUGCUGAAGACACGUUUACAUAACAGAAACAACUGGACCUGAAAAUCUGAGAAAAUACACAAAGAGCUAAAACGAAGCGGUUUGGGAAAGAAAGGGGAACAGUUUUCACACAACUAUGCAAGAUAGCAUCAUUAGACAAUUAUAGCUUAAAGUUUAAAAAUAUGAUUACUGAUCAAUAUUUAACUUUUAUUGACAACAGAGAAAUAAGAAUAUAGUGAGGACUGUACAAACUCAAGUAGGGCUGAAACGAUUACUCGAGUAACUCGAGUAACUCGAUUAAUAAAAUUCCUCGAGGCAAAUUAUAUGCCUCGAGGAAUCGUUUAAAUCCGGAACCAUGUGCAGCGCACGGUGUUUGACACGGACGGUUAUUUCUGUUGCGCAGAAGCGUGCUCUUUCCGCUCCUUCCGCUGCCGCGCGUUUGGUUCAAUCAUGGAGGGAAACGAGGACAGACAGAAGCUGUGUCCGAAAUGGCAUACUGCCUGCUAUCUACUUACCUACUCAAGCAGUAGCUACUGCCUACUGACUACUCAAAGAUGAUUUGAGUAUGCCGCGGCUGCCCGAGCGUUUACACACAUACAUACUAAAUACCCCAGAAUGCAUUUCGUGCCGGCCGGACGCAGCGCCGGGAAAAUUUAAAUAGUCCUACCACAAGCUACAUAGAACGACUGCAUACCGGACAAAUUAUAUAAAUUCAUUCAAUAAUAAUAUUUUUUCUAGCGAGAAAGUAAGUGUUUACAUCACGAUUAUGAGCCCAGUUGUUUGAAAUAGUGGCUGUUUGUAAAUUUGUCUCGGCGUUUUCGGAGACCGAAGCGUCCACUUAGUCGGUGUUUGCGUCUAUUUACCGUAAACACCGGGCAGCAGCAGCUCCCCCUUCACGUUUCCAAAUUAUUGCGAAGUGUUUUCAUAAUCAACAUCUACACGACACAAACCGGGCGGCAGUGGAUGAAAAAAAUCACACAAACAUCCGUGUAUCCAUGGUGAUAAUGCUAUACACCACCUGCUAGGCGUGUGAUGAGCAGCAGAGGGCUGCAAAAUGACCAACACACAACAACAUGUAAAUAAAAAUGUAACACUUUUAUAUAUUGAAUAAAUGUACAUUUGCUUGUCAAAUUAUGUUAGUAUCCAAGAAUUAUAUUAUUUCAGCCUAUUAAUUAAACAAGUAAAAUUAGAUCCAAAGCCUGGAAAUAGUUGUGACUGGUUUAGUGAAAACUGCAAAGAUCAUUACCAUAGCAAUUAAAAGACCAUCUGCAGACCUUGCCUUCAGUAGUUUCAUGUGAACUACAUGGUAAAAUGUAAAACUUUUUCUGAUUUAUGCAGUAAAAAUAUUCAUUUGAAAGACCUGGCCUAUUUCAGUUUUGUGUGUUACUGAUGGUUUUUAAUGAGGCAAACGUGAUUCAAUGCAAAGUAUUACAGUGAGAGCAAAACAUUUCUUAUCCGAUUACUCGAUUAAUCGACAGAUUAAUCGAUAGAGUACUCGAUUACUAAAAUAAUCGAUAGCUGCAGCCCUAAACUCAAGUGACAACUGUCCCAACAUUUUAUAACAUUUUUUCUUUAAUGUAUUGUAAAUGUACGAUAUUAGUGUGUGUACAGUCAACACAUCUGUUGAAUAUGUCAAAAUGACCUGGCCUGUGACACUUAUAACUGUACACCUGUGGUGGGACUCACUAGUGGCCCCACGAUACGAUAUUAUUGCGAUUUUUAACAUUUUGCAAUACAGUGAGUAUUGCAAUAGAAUAUAUUGCGAUUUAUACAUUUUUUUUCAACUGAUUAGCUAAUUUAGCAUUUGUCUAUCCUUUAUGUUUGUCUUAUUCACACUCUAUUUUAUUUUCGUGUUGCACAUCUUGCAAACCAAUGUUGUUUGCAAACGAUGAUGUUGAUGAAAAUAUUUCGCAACGAAAACAACACUGCAGAAUAUAUGUUUGGCGUUUGACUGACGAAAUGCUCAUGAAUUUUGCAACUCUGUUCGUCGUUCACCACCAACGUUUUCAUCUAGUCUUGUCUCAUCAACGUAAACGCACAUUCGUCUCGUCACAUUUUAGUCAUCUAAGACUUAUUUUUAGCUCGUCAACUUCAGAAAUAGAUAAGUUACGCUAUUUACUGCACAAAAAUAAAGUCAUCAAACCUGCCCCUAACUUCUUUGUCUGAGGUUUUACAUCAGUUCUGUGUCUCCCUGCAGCUGAAUUGAGCAUCUUUAUUCAAAGCCUCUGAUUUGGCUUUGACGGCAGGGUCAUAGAAACAGGGUCCUGAUCCAAAACCACCAUACCCAGAUUGGUCAGAUCAAGGAGAGUCUACAGAGUUUUAAAAACUGUUUUGCAAAAUUGUGAUCAGCUCUCUGAGUGAUUUAAUAUUAGUCACAUUGCAAAACUGAUGGAUUUCUCCCCAGCUGUCUGAAAUUAGAGUGACAGAAAAAAGUACAAGAACCAAAAUACUUGUUUAAUUGCAUUAUUCUGAACACAAGAAUAUCAUUUAUAUUCAACAUUAGCCAGUGGCUGUUUUAGCUCUGAUAUGCUGUCAUUGGACAGAUGCUGAUAUGAUGCCGAUUAUGUACAUCAAAAUAUCUGUCUUUAGUCCUGGACAAGAACCCGUGAACUAGAUUCAUCCUGAUUUUCUUGGAGGGACCACGGAUUUUUAAGAUACAUUCAGACAAGAAAUCCUUUAUUCUGAAUACACAAAAAAACAGGUGAAAAAAGUGUAAUAGCUCUUUCUUGCAUUUUUACAAUAAAGUAAACCUCUGUUGUAACCUCUUUUCUUUGAUGUCCUCCUUCAAAGCUGACUCUCUGGAUGGGUUUAAGAUGCUAAAUUCAGCAUUGCACUGACAUCACAGAGCAGUUUGGCUCAGCACUAUGUAAAGUCAUUGCUCACUGCUUUGUUUGCACUAAAACACUGGUGUUUGUUUGUUUGGUCGCUUUUCAUACCGUCUUUCCAACCAGCAUCUAACGGAACUGAACAGGAGCUUACAGGGUGCUUUUCUGCUCCUCAUACUUGGAACAUAUUACAGAAAAGCUGAAAACUUUGAUGACUUGGAGGCAGACACAUCUAGCUUCAGCAUUCUGCCUGUUAAAUUUUUGACAGUGGGAAACAGAUCUUGUUAUUUUCUAUUCUAAGAAUGUGUUACCAUCCCAUAUCUUGUGUUUUCACGUUUGUAUUUCUGGCUGCACAGUGUUUUCUGAAACUUUGUGACUGGGCUGCUGCCUGUCUUGGUCAGGACAGGUGUGGUCAUCUUAAACUGAAACUCUGCAUGUUUUCUUUACAGGAAGGUAACUGGACACUUAAAUUCAUCACUGAACUUGAGAUGUCAUGUAAGUGCAAUGAAUUAAUUUGUUAUUUAACCUUGAGAGACGAGCGAUGUGUCGCCCAAUUAAACAUAUUAUCCUAUCCAUUUACAUACUUAAUGUGUUGUUCUGCCUCUGUUGCCUCUCAGAUAUCAUAGACAAUCCCAACCAGGGAAUGUGGUACGCCUACCAGCUCAUGAACCCUGAAGGUAUGCAGAAAAAACAAAAACAAACCAUCAAUUAACUUAGAUCCUCUACCAGGAAGACAAAAGUUUGUAGGUUUUCUUCUUUAUUUCUUAUUCAUAAAACAGAAGAAUCAACAGUUGCUAGUGUAAUUACAUUUUCUUUAAGGUGAAUCAUUUGUUAAUUAAACGAGGAAAGUAACCUUCUAAGGUCUUCUUCGUGAAAAUCAGUCCACGUUUCUUCUUCGCACCGUAUUUACAUUAUCUUCUGUAUGUUGUGACAUAAUUUCCUCCUCUUUAUUUCAGAUGACGCCAACAGUGUGGAGCUCACUCAGUUCAAGGAACAGUUUAAGUCUCACCUAAAACAGCUUGUAAGACAUGUAAGUCAAAGCCAGUGAUACGAACGCAUGAUUUGAUAUCACAUGUGGUAUUCUGAACAUGUUAUAGAAUGAUCUGCUUCUUUAUUUUCUCUCAAGAUUUCUCUCAAAAUGAAGAAGCACACAGAUGAAGCUGUAUGGAUUCGGAUUGCAUGGGGGGACCGCUUCUUUCAGCCCAAUCACAUGAAACCAACAUAUGCAGUUCACUAUCUUCAGACUCCAUAUGUCUUUGUGACCAGCCUGACUUCAAAGCACAAGCCCCUGUUUUCUCAGGUGAGCAACAAGUUCGAGAAAUAGACUUUUAUAUGAUAUGUUCAGUUGUCAGGUAGCCUUUAUUUUACAUCUUUUAUUCCUUUUUAAAAGACUGAUGUACUUUUCAGGCCAUGACUCUGUCCACCAGAUAUCAAGCUAUCAAGGAUGCUAAUCUCAGUGGGCGGAACCUCACUGCCAUCAGGGACCUGCUGAUGAGACAGUUCCAACAGGUACGCUGAUUGUGAGGAUGACAGGAGGACACAAAGCUCUGUGUCUUACUGUCUUACUUUUUUCAUGCAGAGGCCAGAAUCAACCAUCACUGAACUCUUCCAUGAUGCACAGGGAAAUUAAAAAUAUCUAUUAUAUAGCUGCGCGAAACAACUACCUGUCAAAGAGAAAAUAUCUAUUUUCAUCAGUGUUGAAAGAUAUGAUUGAGGAUGAUAUUGAUAAAUGAAAAUGGACUUGGAUGUGGGUAGGAUGACUGAACAGAACUGCCACUGCUCCCCUGAGGUCCUAUAGUUCAUCAUAGAAUGAGUCCUUCCUACACUCAGACACUUAACUUGCAUAGUCUCACAGAAAGAGGAGCGUUUUUCCCUAAACUUCGCCCCGUCUCUUGGUGGUCUCAAAGCAGUUUCGAAGCGUUAAACCCCUGGUGAGCUUCUCUCUGUUCCCUGUGAUGUUUUUCAAAGUCUGUUCUGAGUCGUUACUGAAUGUAGGUGUGAAUGAUUAAAUAGUUUUAAUAUUGAGAGGUGGUCAACUGAUCUCACUUUUUUAACGGCUGAAGCCGGUAACUGGUAAUGAGAGGGCAGGGCAGACAAAGCCUUUACAACUGUUAAUGUCCUCAUAGUCUUAUCUUUGGGAUUUGUCAUUUAAAUCAGGGGUCUUUGAAGGAAAUGCAAUGUUUUAUGAGUCUGACUGUUUGGUCAUGGUUGAAACUGUGCCAGCGUUUCAAUGAAAUAAAUGAAAACAAAUGAACUUCACCAUCACUUCUUUGUCAAACAGCAGAGAUUUUUGACCACAUUUUGUAGCAGUCUGUGUCAAGGGUACAACUUCCAAAACAAGCCGAUAAAACCCAUGAUGAUGUAAUUUUUUUCAUAUGACAAGCCUGCUGUCAAAGAUGGUUGUACACAUUCUUAAAAAGAUGGAGCUGAUGUGUUUUGUGCUUGGAUGGAUUUCAAAUGUCUGUUUUUUUUCUUUUUAGGCGUUCCCCACAAAGCACCCCAGCCCUCUUGCAGAGAGGAAUCAAACUGUCUCACGUAUGUGUAUUAUACAUUGUAUAGCUUGUGCUUGAAAAUUGCUUAUUGAAUGUCAUGUACUUUGCUGUAAGGUCUUUUUCUUUAUGAGUGUGUCAGAGUUGUGCACUGUGAUUUACUGUUGUUGUUUUUUUUCAUUUGUUAGACCCUCGAAUAGAGAAAGAGCAGGAUGGAAAUGCAGCAAACAGACUUGAGCUGGCCUGUGAGGCCUUUGGUGGUGGGACAUUACCUCAGCUACAGUCUGCAGUUUACAAGGUACCCCGAGGGAUUCUUGUGUUGAUAAUAGUUACUUUGUCAAAAUAAAAAAAAAUGGAAUUGCUCAAGUUUAAAUUACACAACUAAAUGUCCUGCAUUGUCUUUUCACUGUAGCAGCUCCUAAAGCAAAAGUAGACACUCCUCUGUGCUGUGAUCAGUGAUCAUCUCAAUGACAUGCUGUGUACAUGUUUUUUUUCCUCUUUUAGCUUGAGACAAAAUUCAGAGACCAAACCAACAAGGCCAUGACAGAGCGGGAAGAGUCUUUCAAAUGUAUUGUCAAAUUUGCGAGUACCAACCUGCUGGAGUCGCUCAGACACUGUGCAUCUUCAGGUACCAAGAAUUUGUCCUGCCACAUACUGUAUUUACAAAAUUUAAGCAACAACAAGGGGAAACAAAUAUGAAUGUUUUAUACCACUAGCAAUUCUAUAAAUGACCACAAGAGGGCACACAAAUAAGAGGAGACAUCCCCACUCAAACACCACUACUGUCUAUCAUCCAUAAGUCAUAGUGGGAAUUAUUUUCUGAGGCAGAUUUUAUUCCACUGUCCCUUUAUUGUGCAGGAAAGUUCUCUUUAUUUCUUAUGAUUUCAUGAAAACAGUAAAUGCACUCCACCACUUUGACUAAUUUCACAUCUUUUGGUGUUUUUCAGGAUUUGCCUCCACCCCUGUCACACCUCUGCUCUCAUCUAUUUCCCUCAAAGGAAAGAAUUAUUUUGUCAUCACAGACAAUAGCCCUGGUGCCGCCUCACAGCCAAGGCGAGCACAGGAUAAAUGAGCGACAGGCCUUUUACACAAUGGACUCCAAUUCUGACAAUAACACGCUAACUAUGGACAGAUCAUUGAUCUUAAGGAUUUACAGUGGCUUCCAGCCUUUUUUCUGCCUUCCCCCCUCAUGGCUUGUUUAUACCAUUUUAUCAGUUUAUCAGCGAGCUCCUCUUUGACAUGGAUUUAAGACAGUCAUCGAGUCUGGGCUAUGGGAUGAAUUCAUGUUGUCUUUAUGUGUUUCCCGGUGACAGUGAGUAAGUAGUUGCUUUUAUAUGAUUGUCAUUUGAUUGUCUUUUGUCUGUGUUUACAUUGUACCAUUUAAUGUUAUGUCUUUAUUGAAUAUAAAGCAGGACUUUUAAUUACUGUAUGCCAUCUUCAAGCCAUCCAUACACACAUUUUAUCUGUCUGCUUCUGCUUUUUAUCGGCUUCAGCGUCAGAAGUCCCUCAUGUAGUCAUUUGGUAUAACUCAACUAAAGAACACUAGUUAUUCAACGCCGGUAUUUAGUGUUCUUGAGUAAAAGAUAACUCAAACCUCCCAGUCUGAUAAUAAAGACCUUUUGAAGGAUAAGUUGACAUUUGAAACAAAACUCACUGGCUACUGUUCACAUUGAAGCAGAAAUUAGUGGGUGGCUUCCAUAACACUACCACUGUAAAGAAUGGGGUUUGACAUACAAAGCCAAAGGUAACAUAAGGCCUGCUACUUUCAAUAGCCUUAACACACAUUUUUGAUUGAUCUGUGAUACCAGCCAAUAUUAACAAAAAAAGGAAAGAGCAAUCAAAGUGAAGAUGCUGAAUUUCCAUUUACUAAUGUUCAGUUCAAUGUCUGGCACAUGGCCUGAGUUAUCACUGUUUCCAAAUGCACCAGUGUAAUUUUAUAGUACAAAAAUAAAU